AUUCUAGCCCCCAGAGUGUGGGCUCUCCUCUCGAGGGGAGGAAGCACCACGUCAUGGAUGGGGCUCUGGACAGGAGUUAGCAGGCUCCUGUGAUGACCACCCAGCUAAGAUGGCAGCGCGGAGCAGGACGCCCCUUCUCUGAGCCCUGGAUGAUUGAGGCUGCGGCUGCCGGGAGCGGACCCCAGCUUUACCUUCUGACCAGACCAGAGAAACGCUACAACGCGUCAAGCGAAGCGCUCUUUGCCCUGGAUACCUUCCCUCCCGCUACCCUGGGCGUCCCCCCACGUCCGGACACCGUCCCCAGCUCUGGAGAGCGCUCUCUCCAUAUCCUGUACCACCAAAAAACGCCCCCCUCCAUUCCCAUCCGAGCCUCCUUUCACCAGGGACACGCCCUCUUUUUGUCGGCCUCUCCACAAGCCAGCCACGCACUAACCAGACCACGCUCUCGUCUCUGCCACCGCCCACAGCCUCCUGGAACUCUCCCCCGCAGGACCCUUCCCUAUCCUUCAGGACUCCCAGGUCGGCUCGGCUGUAAGGGGGGCACCUUUUCCCCCAGUUUGGGGGAUCGCUCCAUCCCUAGGAUCCCCCGCCCCUCUCUCGCUUCGAAUCGCCUUGCGCCCCAGCCGCCGCCUCGGGGUUGCGCAGCCCGCACCUCUCUUUCCCCCCAUCCCCGGCUUCCAGCCCUGUGGCGCCCUCCGAGCCUCCCAUCCGGGGCGCGAUCCCAUCCCCCUUAUCUCCCCCCACCAGCCGAGGUCCCGGCGACCGCGGGGUCCACGGGGAGCGCCCCCCUGCGCCCGCCCCGCGCUUCUUUGUGCGGCCGGCGCGCGCGCGCUGCGUCAAGGCUGCCGCCGCCGCCACACGCACGCACUCACAGCGCGCAGUUAACCCCCGGGAGCGGCAGGAAGGGAGGUGGCGAGCGGGGGGAGGGAGCCCAAUCGCGCGGUGCCCCCGCCCCGGCCCCGCGCGGCGCCGCCUCUGCCAUUGCUGUGAGCGGGAGCGGGCGACGCGGAGGCUCGGAGUGCGGUCGGAGUCCAGACCUGCCGGAGCCGGGCGUGGGGUGA
Lagenorhynchus albirostris (white-beaked dolphin) is the source of this 1061-nucleotide messenger RNA. RefSeq lists its product as uncharacterized. The record is from RefSeq and is a predicted model, not a curated record. Lineage: Eukaryota; Metazoa; Chordata; Mammalia; Artiodactyla; Delphinidae. The transcript is spliced from 2 exons. The coding region runs from base 93 to 1061 and encodes 322 amino acids.